Messenger RNA from Colius striatus (speckled mousebird), 2357 nucleotides. It is a transcript of the gene EBF2, whose product is annotated as EBF transcription factor 2. The coding region runs from base 99 to 1700 and encodes 533 amino acids. The transcript has 16 exons. Gene Ontology annotation, biological process: regulation of transcription by RNA polymerase II. Gene Ontology annotation, molecular function: DNA-binding transcription factor activity, RNA polymerase II-specific; RNA polymerase II cis-regulatory region sequence-specific DNA binding. The record is from RefSeq and is a predicted model, not a curated record. NCBI's taxonomy places the organism in Eukaryota, Metazoa, Chordata, Aves, Coliiformes, Coliidae.
CGCCAGGGUUUUUCUUCAGAGAUCCAUAACAAACGCAGAAAUCCGAGUACUUGCAUGCUGAAUGAGAGGAAGCCCCAAACUAGGCGCAGUUGUGGCGGAUGUGCGGAGUAGCUUUGUCCAGAGCUCACUUUGAAAAGCAGCCACCCUCCAACUUGAGGAAAUCCAAUUUCUUUCACUUUGUUCUGGCUCUCUACGACAGACAGGGGCAGCCCGUGGAAAUAGAGAGGACAGCUUUUGUGGACUUUGUAGAAAAUGAUAAAGAGCAAGGCAAUGAAAAGACAAACAAUGGAACACAUUACAAACUGCAACUCCUUUAUAGCAAUGGUGUCAGGACUGAACAGGAUCUGUAUGUUAGACUCAUUGAUUCAGUCACUAAGCAGCCCAUAACUUACGAAGGACAGAACAAGAAUCCUGAGAUGUGCAGAGUUUUGCUUACCCAUGAAGUCAUGUGCAGUCGGUGCUGUGAGAAGAAAAGUUGUGGCAACAGAAAUGAGACUCCAUCUGACCCUGUGAUCAUUGACAGGUUCUUCUUAAAAUUUUUUCUCAAGUGCAAUCAGAAUUGCUUGAAAACAGCAGGAAACCCAAGAGAUAUGAGGCGGUUCCAGGUUGUGCUAUCAACAACAGUGAAUGUUGAUGGGCACGUACUGGCAGUGUCUGACAACAUGUUUGUUCAUAACAACUCCAAGCAUGGACGGAGAGCAAGGAGACUCGACCCCUCAGAAGCCACACCGUGCAUCAAAGCAAUCAGCCCAAGUGAAGGCUGGACUACAGGAGGAGCAAUGGUGAUCAUCAUUGGAGACAACUUCUUUGAUGGGCUGCAAGUUGUGUUUGGGACCAUGCUCGUAUGGAGUGAGCUCAUCACGCCUCAUGCCAUCCGAGUCCAGACGCCUCCACGCCACAUUCCCGGGGUGGUUGAAGUGACAUUGUCGUACAAAUCCAAGCAGUUUUGCAAAGGUGCACCGGGCAGGUUCAUUUACACAGCUUUAAAUGAACCUACCAUAGAUUAUGGCUUCCAAAGGCUGCAGAAAGUCAUCCCCAGACAUCCUGGUGACCCUGAAAGACUAGCCAAGGAAAUGCUGUUGAAACGAGCUGCUGACCUGGUGGAAGCACUGUACGGAACGCCACAUAACAACCAGGACAUCAUCCUGAAGCGAGCUGCAGACAUCGCAGAAGCUCUCUACAGCGUCCCGCGGAACCCUGCGCAGAUCCCCGCGCUCUCCAGCUCUCCUGCCCACAGCAGCAUGAUGGGAAUUAACUCCUACGGGAGCCAGUUAGGAGUCAGCAUCUCAGAGUCAACACAGGCCAACAACCAAGGUUAUAUUCGUAACACAAGCAGCAUCUCACCCCGGGGUUACUCAUCCAGUUCCACACCUCAGCAGUCCAACUACAGCACUUCCAGCAACAGCAUGAACGGCUACAGCAACGUCCCCAUGUCAAACCUGGGAGUACCCGGCUCGCCCGGCUUCAUCAACGGCUCUCCCACAGGAUCCCCCUAUGGAUUAAUGUCUUCAAGUCCAACAGUUGGCUCCUCCAGCACUUCUUCCAUCCUUCCAUUCUCCUCUUCCGUCUUUCCUGCUGUCAAACAGAAGAGUGCCUUUGCUCCUGUCAUCAGACCCCAAGGGUCUCCUUCUCCUGCCUGCUCUAGUGGCAAUGGAAAUGGGUUUAGAGCCAUGACUGGUCUUGUCGUUCCUCCGAUGUAAGGAAGGGGCAGCUUUGCUCCUCUCCCUCUUCCCUUUUUUCCCUCUUUGUUUUUUUUCAUUGUUCUUUUACAGCACAAAACUACUUAUUGUGAUGGACCACUAAAAAGAAAAAAAUAGCACUACAAGCUCUUUUUUGGGGGAAAGCCAGGCCCAGGAAAAACAAACAAAAAGGAACAUUUUUUAUGGAUUGGACAAGAGAGAAGUCGGCAUCUUUUACCUGUUUCAUAUUUCUGACACAACCACAUCGACUCCUAAAACAUUGUGAAUGAAGAAUCAGCCAAGAGCCAGGACGAACAGCAGUUGGCAGAACGGGAAUCAGGAACACAAAGUCUUUCUUGAAAGACCUGAGACCUUCCUAAGCUUUGUAAAAUAUUACCAGGAGAAAGAAAUUGGCAAAAUGAUUCAAGCUUGAUAUUUUGGAUACAAUUUGUUUUACUUUGUAGGGGAAAAAAGUUGAAGUUUCUAUUUUCUAUGGAGCCUUUCAGAUAUCGAUUUAGUUUAUGCAGAAAAAUAAAUUCAACAAAACAGGGUACCAGCAUGAAAGAAUUUCUAGGACAAACUGACAUGAGUGAUGGAACUUUGGUGUAUGUGUGUAUUUGCUUAUAGUUUAACCUCUUUAAAAAAUGUAAGAUGUUUUACAAUUAUUUAAAUAAACUU